Metarhizium brunneum ARSEF 3297 is the source of this 900-nucleotide messenger RNA. The record is from RefSeq and is a predicted model, not a curated record. Lineage: Eukaryota; Fungi; Ascomycota; Sordariomycetes; Hypocreales; Clavicipitaceae.
AUGGCUGACGAGCCCAGCGCCAUCGACCGCCAUGGGGAUCUCAGACUCAAAGUCGGUAGUCCACAGCAGGCGGGAGACACCCUUUGCCAGAGUGUCGAGUUCCUCGUCUGCUCGCGCGCGUUGGCCCGAGCAUCCCCGGUUUUCGAUCGUAUGCUAUACGGGGCCUUCGCCGAGGCCAGUCACAACCAAGAGGGCAGCGAGGGCUGGACGGUCGAGCUGAAGGAGGACAAGCCAGCUGCCAUGGAGGUGUUCCUGAACGUUGCCCAUGCCAACUUCGCCCGCGUCCCGCACGUCCUCUCCGUCGACAGGCUGUACGACGUAGCCGUACUGACGCACUAUUACGACGCAACGCGGCAGCUGGCCCCAUGGGUCGGCAGCUGGAUGGCGUCCAUUGUCGAGAUGACGCGAGAUGCAAACGUCAUCAUGCCAAAGAUGCUGUGGAUAUCGUGGGAGUUUGGACGCAAGGAGGACUUCAUCGCCGUCGCGCGCCGGAUGCUGAUGGAGGCAAAGACGCCAUGGGCCAUGGAGCCGGAUUCGGGGGAUGAUGCCGUGCAGACGCCUCCGCACAUAGUCGGUAAGAAGAGCCCCCUGGACAUGAAGGCAUUGCCCGGAGCAAAAGGAAGUGACGUCAAGUACGGAGGGCUGACAUGCCAGCCGCUGUCACACAGAGCGCAUAAACACUCUCCGAGUCCAGACGAUCCAGGAGCUGCUCGACAUAGUCAAGGACCUGGUCGCCAAGCUCAUGGUGGUGGACGAAGAGCCAAGGUGGUGCCGCCACGCGACAUAUCUAGGACACCACCGGUGCGAGUCGAUGCUGCUCGGUUCCAUCACGUUUUGUCUGGCGAGGGCGGGACUUUGGCCGCUGCCCGAGGCUGUCGACGUCGAGCUCAGCCUGUUUGA